AUGACACAGCUUUUAAUCUUGGCCCGCGAAAGGUAUUCUCCUCAAGUUUGGCUCAAUUUCAAACGCAAGUCCACAGAAGGAUUUCAUAUUGGUGGUGUGUUGCUUGAUUUUGGAGGUGGCGUUCUUAGCUUGUUGCAGAUGGACCUCUACUGCUUCAUUGAACACAGUAACAAGCAACUCACUGGAAACAUUCCCAAGAUGGCCUUAGCUGUGGUCACACUCCUGUUCAACAUCAUACUGGUCUGGCAGCAUUAUGUUUUCUAUUUUGGAAAUGAAUAUGAUCCUAGUGAACAAGAACCCCUGUUGAGAGAUGCCAAGAAGACAAAGUUUUAUGCUGUAGAUGUCAAUGCUGAAGAUGGAGAAUUUCUGGUGAGAAGUUUGUCUGUUUCUGAUGAACAGAAUGCUGGAGAGACAAAGAGAAAUUCACAGGAGUCGCUUGUGUAAGAACAUAAUGUCAAAUUGGUUAGUGGAGUAUAUUAUGGCUAUAAAUGCACAACAUAUACAUUGUAUAAGUAUAAGUAACUAAUUUAACUAGGCUGAAGGAAAGAUGGUUUGCGAUUUAGAUAAUACUGUUAAAGUGAUAUUAAUAUAUAUUUUUCGACCAAUAAGGAUUUACAUGAAAUUGUUGUCAGUCAAUUUGGUAACAAAUUUAUGGAUAUAUGUACAUGACUUUUAUAAUAGUUUUAAACACUGCGAGAGACCAUACCGUAAAAAUGUUCUGGGAGACUAUUGCAGAUGUACAAUGGAAUGUUUAUUACAGAUGCAAAACAAAAUUAAAAAAAAAAA
Messenger RNA from Orbicella faveolata, 786 nucleotides. Its product is annotated as cystinosin homolog. The record is from RefSeq and is a predicted model, not a curated record. Gene Ontology annotation, cellular component: vacuolar membrane. Lineage: Eukaryota; Metazoa; Cnidaria; Anthozoa; Scleractinia; Merulinidae. Gene Ontology annotation, biological process: L-cystine transport. Gene Ontology annotation, molecular function: L-cystine transmembrane transporter activity.